AUGAAUAAUCUAAAAUACGGGAAGUCAAACUUAAAAUAGGAAGUUGAGAUUAUAGCUAAUUUUUAAUAAAUUAUAUAGAAUCAAACCAUAAAUAAUUAAAAUAUUUAAUUAGGAGGGGGAGGACAAACUUAGAUGACAUCCCAAACUUAAUUCGAAUCUGUAAAAGUAGAAUAAAAGGAGAAUGAGCAAGAUUUUUUCAAAUAAGAUAUUUUCUAAUAUUUGUAGUUUUAAUCUUCUCUUUUAAAAAAUUUAUUAUCAAAUAAAAUAGAAGAUGAUUAGAUCAAAUAAUUAAAUAAAAUCAUAUAAUGGUUUCUAUCUAAAGGAUAAGAUUUUAUUGAAAUAUCUAGUCAGAAUAAGCUAGAUUAAAGAUAACUACAGAUUAUUCAAGAAGCUAUUCAAUAUCUUUUAAAAAGUACUAUUUAUACACCAACUCUAAUGCUAUCAUUUAGCUUGAUUUAAUUGGCUUAAAAUUUAUUUCAUGUUCUCUACUAGCAAGCUAGAAUCUAUGAUUAUAAAGAAAUAUUAUCAUAUUAUUCAAAAAGUUAUAAUGAUGACUUAUAAUAAAUAGAGGAAAAAUUUUAAAACUUAUAGGGGUUAAAGGAAAUCUUUGAUGAUAAAUGUAAUUUGAUGAGGAUUUAAAUUUAGUAUUUAAGAAAUAAUGAAAGAUCAAAUUUAUAAGCCUUUUCUUUUAUUUUUCAAUAAAACAAAUAUGAAAACUAAAAUGAAGUGAUAUUUGAAUUGUUAGAGGAUGCCAAAAGUUUAUUUAAGGAAGAAUAAAAUGAUAUGCAAAAACACCAUGUUAAUUAUUUUUUUUAAUCAUUGAAGUGGACCAUAAUAAAAAUGAUUAUAAAUCACAAAAAUGUAUCUAUUGAUGAACUUGUUAAUUAAUUAAGCAAAGGAUAUCAUUCUAUAAUUUAAAAUUAAUAACAAAGAGUAAUUUUUGAAUUUUUCUUAAUGCUACUUGAUUUAAUUUUGUUUAAUAAUUGUAAUGGAAAUAAUGAUAAAUUUAAUUAAUUAUCAAUGUAACUUGGGUAUUUAUAUUUUUAGGAUAAGAAAAACAUUUGGGAAGAUUUUUUAUAGACUAAAUGUGAUAGGCAGAUGAAAUGUUAUUUGGCAUUUUAUUUUACUUUGAUUGUAAAAAAAUCACAUCAUCAAUAAUAAAAAAUUGUAUCCGCUUUUUAAUCGUAUAUUAAAUUGAUUUAGAAUUCAGAAUAAAAUAUAAUUUUUUUAGAAGAGAAUAAUUUAGAUAAUUUAGUAAUUCACAUUAUAGAUAAAAAUCAAAAAGAAGAUAAAAAAAAAUAUUAUAUUAAAUAAAUGAGAGAAAAAAAAGAAAUAAUUUAAAAACGGUAUAGGAACAAGAUCCAAAACAAUUUUAAUUCAAUAAAUAUAAAAGUUAUAUCUGAGUAAAAUAAAGUUGCUCUAUUAUUUGAUGAAUUUGAUAUUGAUUUUACUUAUUAAAAUGAUGAACAAUAGUCUGUAAUUUUUGAUUUUCUCUGGAAUAACAAAAAUAAAAGUGAUGUUCUUUUGAUUAAAGGCAAAGCAGGAUCAGGUAAGACAACUAGUUUAAAAAGGCUUGAAUUUUUUUUAUGGAAUCUGUAUGAUUCGAAAUCUGAUAAAAAAUAAUGGAUUCCUUUAUAUGUUGAAUUAAGUAAUAUAGAAGAUCCUCACUUUGAAAUCUGGAAAAAAACUUUAAAACAGAUUUUUGACUUUAACAAAGAGGAGAGGAGAUGUUUUCAAAAGGAUAUAGAAGAUGGCAAAUUACAUAUUGUUCUAUUAUUUGAUGGGUAUGAUGAAUUGAAAACAGAUUAACAGAAAAUUAAUUUAAUUAAAAAAAACAAAAUCUUCCUAAAUCAAUUAGGUAAAAAUGUAAAGGUGAUUAUAACCACAAGAAUAGAAACUUUAAAUUAAAAGGGAUAUUAGGUAUUGUUUAAAGGGGAAAAAAAUUUGACUGAUGUUUAAAUAAUUGAUUUCGAAGAUAAUUAAAUAUAGCAAUAUCUUGAAUAAUACUGUAUUAAAGCAUUCAGAAAAGAAAUUUAUGACUUUUAUGAGAAAAUUUAUAUAGAUGAUUAAUUAAAUUUUGUAUUCAAAAAUGAUGAAAUGGAAGAAAUUUUCCAGUAUAUUUGGAAAAUUUUUUUUUAUGAAGAUCUAUAAAAAAUUGUAAAAAAUUCCAAAAAAUCUUAAAGUUUUUUAAUGUGUAAUGAAGACUUUUCAAAAAUGAUUAACAAAUUAAUAACCAUAUUAGAAUGUGAACAUUUAUAGCCAUAAAGAUUGUAGGAAUUUUAAGACCGUUUUAAAAAAUUAUAAAAUCAAAGUUAACUAAUGGAAAUACUAGAAAAAUAUCAAAUCAAAGAAUUGAUUUAGACUCCUUAUGCCUUCAAAAUUAUACUUAAAGUCUUAGAGAAUAAGUAUAAGUUCGAAAAAGUUAAAGAAACUCGAAAAAUUAAGUUUGAAUCGAUGCUUGAAAUAGUAAUGAAUGAAUAAAUUAUAUAUAAUGAUUAGGCUGAGCAAGAUGAAUAUUCUUAAAAUCUGAUGGAUAAAUUAGAUGAAGUCGAAUUUUUUGAAAGCUUUAAAAUUGAGAGUUUAGUUAAAGAAAAUAAUAAAUUUUCAGAUACAGAUUUAGUUAUAAUAGAUUAAGCAUUAGAAUUAUCAAAGUUUACAUUAUACUAAAUUUACAAAUUAUACAUAGAUUAACAUCAUAAGAAGUAAGAAAAAAAAAUAAAUAAUUGUGCAAACUAUACAAUAGAAGUAAAAGAUUUUAUAGGGUAAAUUAAUAAUUUUGAAAUGGAGUUAGCUGUUAACAUGAGUAAGGAAGAUAUAAUUCAUUUAAAUGUAAAAAAGCUAGUAAAAAAUUUUUUUAAAUAGAACUAUUUUGAAGAAGUUAAAUAUGAUCCUUUAAUUAAAUGUGCUUUAAUUAAGCUUGAUAAUAAUAUUGUAGCUUUUUAACAUAAAUCGAUUUAGGAUUUUUUUGUUGGAAAAUAUAUUAUGAAGUUCUUUAAGGAUUUCAAUAGAUCAGUUGAAGAAAAUAUUGAAAGUAGCAUAUAUAAUUAAAAUAAUUUUAAUUUAUCACAUUAACAAUUCGAAGCUGCGCUAGAUUUUAUAAAAAAUGAUUUAAAAAAUUUAUAAAACAUAAAAACAAACUUAAUAUAUGUUGUGGAACUUUCGAAAUAGGGCAAAUGUAUAAGAGCAGCAUCUAAUAGUAUUUUUUUAAUCAAUUAUUUGAAACUUGAUCUAAUUGGUUAAAAUUUAAGUGGAAUUUAAUUAGAGGAUACUAAUGUUUCUGGACUUAAUUUCUUUGGUAGUAAUUUAGAUGGAUCAAGGUUUGAAGAAGUUAAAAUUUAGUAUUGUAACUUUAAUAAUACCAGUUUAAAAGAUGUUGAAUGGUUAAAUACACCUUGGAAUCAUGUUGAAAUAUUGAAAGGCGAAAAAGGAGUAGAGAUAGUUGAUUUUAUAAUUUCUCCAGAUAAUAGAUUUUUAAUUACUUGUGGAAGAUGUUCACUUUUAAUAUGGAAUCUAGAAAUUAAUGGUAAAAUUAAAAAUCUAACAUUUCCAAUGAAUAUAAAUACUUGUGUUUUUUCAUCAGAUUCAUCAAAAUUUUUAAUAAGUUUAUAGGGUUUUAUUUAGAUUUACUUAAUUGAUAGAUAGGAUAUAAAAUUACUUCUAUUUACACCUUAUCAAAAUGGCUUAAAAUUUACUUUCUACAAUAAUGAAGAUAAAAUUAUAUGUACAGAAAUGAACUAAAUUUAGGUAAAUUAUUAUACCCAAAAUGAACAAUUCCCCUUUUAAUCAUUUCCGAUGUAUUUUUAGAAUCUAGCAAUUUUAGAUUUUAACUAAGAAUCAGAGAAAUGGACUGAAGAUAUUCUAUUUCGUAAAUAGUUUACAGCCUUUUAGCUUAAAAAAAAUGGUGAUAUCUUAUUAGGAAAAGAAGAUGGAUCCAUAUCAGAAUUAACAAUUCAAAAUAAAUAAGAAAAAUGUAUCUCUUAAUUUAUUCAUAAAAGUUAAAUAUCUUAACUUUAAGAGACUUAAUUUGAAUUUCUAAAAGAGCUUGGUUAGAUAAAUAAACUCACCAUUAUCAUUUCAACUAGUAAAGAUCUAGUAAAUAUUUUUUGGUAUAAUUCCAAAUCUUAGACAUAUCAAAAAGUUAAUUCCUUGCCUUCUUCUCAGAUAAAUGGUUAAUUACCAAGAUAUUUAAGUUUUAACAUUAAGGAUUUAAUUUUAAUCAUAAAAGAUCAUAUUGUUUUCUAUGAUAAAAGCAAGAUUAUCGAGCUAAAACAAGAUAAAAUUUUUGAAGAAUCAAAUUGUAUAAUUUAAUAAGAUUUGAAGAGUUAAUAACAUUUGAAUUUUAUAAUUUAAAAUAAUCUUGAAUUCGACGAACCCAUUUUUGUUGCUAAGAAUAAUUGUAUCGAAAUUUAUAACAAUAACGAAACUUUAGAUCGGCUACAGAGAAAAGAUUUAACAUCUUAAUAAAUAUUAUCUAUGAAAUUUUGCGUUGAUGAUUGUCUAAUAACUUACAACAAAGAUGAAACAAUUAGAUUUUUUAUUUAUCAAAAUUCUUAACUCUAUGAAAUAAAAGAUUUUAUCAAAGGAUAAGUGAAAAAUCUAUCAUCAACUUUUGUAGAAAAAAACUAUCAAUAAAGAAUUCUAAAAAUUGUAGUAUAAACUCAAAAGAAUGAGUUAACAAUUUAUUAAGUCUAAAUUUUACAAUUUAAAAUAAUAAGUUAAGAUUAAAUAAUUUAAGACAAAGAUUCAAAAAUAAGUUAUUUUUUAUUUUCAUAAGAUGGAAAUAUUAUUUACUUAUCCAUAGAUAAUAAAAUUUAUUCUAUUAUAAUUUAAAACAAAUAAUAAGAAUAAUUUUAACUUAAACAUGAAUAAGAAAUAUAGUCAAUGUAUUUAUCAAAUACUAAUAAAUUUCUUAUUUCUUAUAGCUUAGAUAAUGUUAUUUUCAUUUGGGACAUUGGAUAAAAAUAAGUAAUUCAUUAAUUAAGAGAUAAAAAAAUUGUUGAUCUCUUAUUUAAAACCGAUAAUGAAUUCAUAUUAAAGACUUAAAACUCAAUUAUCUGGUAUAAUAUUAAUAUAUUUGAUGAUAAAAACCUCUUAAAAAUUAAGAAAUAUUAUGAAUUAGAAGAAAAUCUUGAAAAUAAUAAUUAACAACAAAGCAUUAAUCUAAUUAAAAUUUAGGAUGCAGCCAAAUGUUAAAAGAAUACUAUUGAAUUUGAAGAGUAUUAUGAUUAAAAUUUACAAUCAUGGAAAUCUAGAUAAGUUUAAUAAAAUAUUUAUUCUGAAUUCAUUACAAUAAAAAAAGGAAACAAUAUGAUAUUAAAACAUCUUAUUGAAGGUGAUUAGACAAAAGUUUUAAUGUUGGAUGAAGAAAUGUAGGAAAUUGUUUUUAUUAACAAAGAUAUUAUAAUAUCAAAAAUGAAUGGAAAUAUUUUAAAUAUUGUAUUUACAAAUAAGAUGGAAACAGAAGAAGAAUUAUAAUUUAAUUCUUUUGUAAUAAAAGAAGAGGAGAAAAGUUCUUAUACAAUUAUUGCAACUUAAUUAAAUUAGAAUAUUUAAUUAAAUAAAAUAAAUAACAAUAAAUAAUGGUACACUACAAGUAUAGAUACAGAGGCUGAAGAUAUUUAAACCUUUUUAGCAAUAUCUAAUAAUUGCGAUUAUUUAGCAUAAGCAAUUCAACAAAAGAUAAAUAUUUAUUUAAUCAAAUACUUUGACUUUCCAAUUAAGUUAUCAACGAUCAAUAUUGAUUAUGAAGUGAAAUAGAUUGAUAUAUCAAAUUGUUACAAAAUUUACGUGUAAAGUUAGGAUUUUCUAUAUAAAUAUUAAAAUUUAGAGUAAAUAACUAAGAUUCAAUCUAAUCUUCAGUGUGAACCAAAUAAAAUUCAUUUAAAUUAUAACAAUAAAUUGUUAGCUAUCUAAUUAAAGAAUUGUGUACAAUUUUAUGACAUUUCUGAUUAGAAGUUUUAAUAACUUUAAAUAUUAGCUGAUUGCUUUUCUUCUUCUAUUGAUAAUAAAAGUUUUGCAAUAAGCAAUAAAGAUUGCGUAUAAUACUAUGAUUUUGAUUGGAAAGGUUUGAAUAAUUAUUUAUCUGUAUUUGAAAUUGGAAAAGAUUAGAUAAUAGCAAACCUUUUCUUAGUUUAAGAUCCAAAUAAAAUUUUUGUUCUUACUCCAAAUGAUAUUUAAAUAUGGAAAAGAAGUGAAAAAAAACUACUUUCCAUCGUUGAUAUCAAAAAUAACAAAACAAAAGUAUUAUCAAAUGAAAAAAUAGCAUAAAUAGAUAUAUAAAGGAUAAUUAUUGGUUAAAAAAAUAUAAGUGCUAAAUUAUAUAAUAGGGAAGAAUAUGGGUUUAAAGCUUGUAAUCUAUCAUUUAGUUGGGAUGGUAAAUACAUUUUAUAUUAUAAAAAUAAUAAUCAUCUAGUAUUUCAAAACUUAAACAACCCCUAAUUUGAAUAUACUAUUAAAGAAUUGGAAGGUUAAAGUAAUAUAUCAUUUAGUGCCUAAAGCAAGUACUUAAUAAACUUUAGUUCAGAGGAAAAAGUAAUAGAAUACAGUGAAGUUAAAUUUUUAAAUUUAAUUAAUGGGUAAACAGUUUUUGAAAAUUACUUAAAUGUUUGGGAUGCAAAAAUAUUAAGUAAAAUAAAAUCUAUUGUUAAAAUUCCGAUUCUCAAAAAAUAAAGAAAAAUACAGUUUUAUAAAGAAUCUUUUAUUUCAAUGAUAAACAGCUAAACUAUAUGUGUAUAUGAUAUUGAAGAACUAAUAAAAGAUUGUUAUGAUAAAUUGCUUAUAGAUUGUUCAAAAAAUAUCAAUUGGUUUGGAAUGAAUAAAAAUGAAACUAAAUUUAUUACUGUAACUCUUUAAAAUUAAAUCACAAUCUUUGAUCUAAAAACUAAAAAAUAAUUAUAAAUUUUUCAUCCUCGUUGUUAAUAAAUUUUUUGGUUAGAAUUUACAGAAGAUGAAAAAUUUAUGGUUUUGAGAGAUACUGCAGAUAAAUUAAUUCUAUGGAAUUUACUUGAGAAUUGUGAAUAAUUAGAAAUUUAAGAUAAUUUAAAUUUAAUUGGUAGUGCAAUUGGUAAAGAAAAAAGCAUGUGUUACUUUGUGAAACUUGAGAAUUCAUUAGGAAUAACAUGUUAAAAAUAAAAUUAAAUUGUGGUUUAUGAUCUGAAAGAUUUCAAAAGCUAUUAAUUGUUUAUGAGUAUUCGUGCAGAAUAAAGCGAGGAAAUAAUAAGGCAUUAUGUUUAUUCAAACAACAGUAAAAUUGGCACAAUUUCAGUAAAACAGAACAAAAAGGAUUAUUUUAUAAGUAUAUGGAAUCUAAAAACGAAAUAAAAGAUUGAGGCAUUUAAUAUAUCUUAGCUAAAAUGGUUUUUUGGCUCACCUAAUAGUGAUAAUUAUUAUAUUAAAGAGAUUCCAAAACAAUAUAGUUUUGGAAUUACUCAUGAUAAUAAAUUUGUACAUCGAUAUUCAAGUGAGGAACAUAUUAUAGAAAUGCAUGAAUUUAGCAAUUAUGAAAAAAAUUAGCCAAUUCUUAAUAUUUUUAUGAAGAUUUAGGAAGCUUAAUUAAAUUCUAAUGAGUCAAAAUUAUAAGUAAAUAACAUUGGAAAUAAGUACAUUACAUACCAUUACAACUUUUAAAUAAGAAUUAUCGAUUUAGAGCUUUAUAAGAAAUAAGUAAAAGUGAUAAGGUUAGAAAAAUUCUAAGAUUUCUUGGAUUAUUAAUAUCAUAAGGAUUAUUUGCUUUAUAAAGAGAAAAAAGAUAAAAAAUACAAUUUGAAAUUAUUGGACUAUAGGAAUGGUUAAUAAUUUGAUCUGUUUGAUAACAUUUGUGAUAAAUUUAUAGUAGCUUUUUCGAAUGAUGGCCAAUAUUUUGCUUAGGGUUGGGAUAAUGGAUUAAUAAAAAUUUAUGAGUAUAAAAUUAAAAAUGACAAAAAUAUUGAUUUUGUUCCAAAAGAUAGUUGGAUGAGUCAAAUAAAGAAAAAAAUAGAAUUGAUUAAAUAUACUUCAAAUGAUAAAAUACUUAUUAGUAGUUAAGAUAGCGAAUUAGCGUUUUGGAAUGUUAGUCAUUUUAAAGAUAGAUAAAGAGCAAUAUAAUAUAUGAAAAUUGACUUCAAAAUUAUAUCUAUAGCUAUUUCUCCUAAUGGAUCUGAUAUUGCAUUAAAUUUAGAAAGCAAUAUGGUAUAGAUUUUAACAGUUGAUGAAUCAAAGUGUAAUGCUGAAAAUUAGAAUUCCUAAAAUUAAGUAUUAUAAUAAUAUUUUUCUAGUAUAUUGGCUGUUAUAAAUCAUUACCAAAGUUAGAAGAAUUAAUGACCCAGCAUUGCAUAGUCACAGAAAAUUCAAAAUUUUAAGAUUAAAAUCAGAAAUAAUUAAAGCAUCUAUUCUAAUCAGAAAUAUAAUAUGAUGACGAGUGAUAUUAAUGAAAUAUAUAUUCAAAAUAAAAUCAGC
This is a messenger RNA of Paramecium sonneborni, 8433 nucleotides long. The record is from the annotation of a GenBank genome assembly. Lineage: Eukaryota; Ciliophora; Oligohymenophorea; Peniculida; Parameciidae.